This is a messenger RNA of Aspergillus saccharolyticus JOP 1030-1, 624 nucleotides long. RefSeq lists its product as uncharacterized. The coding region runs from base 231 to 572 and encodes 113 amino acids. The record is from RefSeq and is a predicted model, not a curated record. Lineage: Eukaryota; Fungi; Ascomycota; Eurotiomycetes; Eurotiales; Aspergillaceae. The transcript has a single exon.
GAAUGAUUAGCCCAUAUAUACAUAGACAGCUUUUACUCCACUGGCAAUGACUUCAUUUCGACUGGAUUCGGUCUGCCGGCUAGCAAUUACUACAUUGAUCAGUCUAUUAGCGAUGUUUGAUUUUGAUUUGCGCGCUCACGCUUUCUUUCCUCGGCUUCCGGCGUAUAUAACUUAUUGAUCACGCGGCCCCUGACGGGGCGCUCCGGGCUUACUACUUUGCAUUCGAGUACAUGCUAUCACUUAUGAGACUGACUCGGACUAUCUUGAACAUUCUUUUUCUUCGACUCUUCUCCAAGGUUGGUGGUGGCAGCCUACCUUGGAAUUCGUGCACACACAUACUCGAACACAGAGGGCUCCUCUGUGCUUCACGAAAUUACCAACUAACGACUUCUUUACGAACAAUGAACGGAACAACGGAACGGCCUGACGUUACUGGCUGGUGUCGGAACGAUGAGUCUGACUUUGGGGUUUGGGGCUGCUUUUUUGCAUUGCGAGCAUACGGGGCUGAGGGCGGCACCUGUGUUAUGAUUGAUAUGUUAUGUUACGAUACGACUUAUGGUUUUUCAUGUUGAUGAUUUAUGGUCUGGAUGGUUUUAAUGUUUAUGAGGGUGGCGGUUCGGGUUU